This is a messenger RNA of Antechinus flavipes (yellow-footed antechinus), 1438 nucleotides long. It is a transcript of the gene MRPL16, whose product is annotated as mitochondrial ribosomal protein L16. Gene Ontology annotation, cellular component: mitochondrial large ribosomal subunit; ribosome. Gene Ontology annotation, biological process: mitochondrial translation. NCBI's taxonomy places the organism in Eukaryota, Metazoa, Chordata, Mammalia, Dasyuromorphia, Dasyuridae. The coding region runs from base 130 to 885 and encodes 251 amino acids. The transcript has 4 exons. Gene Ontology annotation, molecular function: rRNA binding; structural constituent of ribosome. The record is from RefSeq and is a predicted model, not a curated record.
CGUAAUUUCCCGUCUGUCAUGGCGGCGCCCUGAGAACCGGUAGACGUGCGGCGGUUCUUUCCCGACCCUCAGGAGACGUUUGUCUCUGUCUUUGGUGACUCGGACCGGGCAGGACCUCGUCUCGCAGCCAUGUGGCGGCUGGUGUCGCGCGUCGGUGAUCCCGUCCUGAACGUGCUCCCGUCAGGUCCUGGAGCCGCCCAGCCCCUCAGUGCUGGCAUGAAGACCUUCCUCCCGGUACCGACCUAUGAAGGUGUUACUAUUCCCGAUAAGCCCAAGCUCAAGUUUGUUGAUCGGAUCCCAAUCGUGCCGAAGGUGAGACGGGAACCCAAGCACCUGAACGACAUCCGAGGACCGUCCACCGAAGCCACAGACUUCACCGAGGGUAAUUUUGGUAUCCUGGCUCUGGGUGGCGGCUAUCUUCACUGGGGCCAUUUUGAAAUGAUGCGUCUGACAAUCAACCGUUCCUUGGACAGCAAGAACAUGUUUGCCAUCUGGCGUGUCCCCGGCCCUUACAAGCCCAUCACCCGGAAGGGCAUAGGCCAGCGCAUGGGCGGCGGCAAAGGUGCCAUCGACCACUACGUGACGGCGGUCAGGACCGGCCGCCUCAUCCUGGAGAUCGGGGGCCGCUGCGAGUUUGGUGAGGUGGAACCCUUCCUCAAGCAGGUGGCCCACAAGCUGCCCUUCCGAGCCAAGGCCGUGAGCCGAGAGUCUCUGGAAAAGAUGCGGGAGGAGCAGAGGGAGCGGGAGCUCAACAACCAGAAUCCCUGGACCUUCGAGCGCAUCGCCUCAGCCAACAUGCUGGGGCUGAGGAAGGUGCUGAGCCCCUACGACCUGACCCAGAAGGGGCGCUACUGGGGCAAGUUCUUCAUGCCCGAGCGUGUCUAAUGCCCCGGCACUUCUGAGCACCUCCAGAUGAACGGAUGGUCUUUGCAAAGCUGGGAUGAGGAGAACCACAGUGUGCAUCAUGCAGAGUUGAAUAAGGGUUGGUUUUACAGAAGUCUUGGCCCCUUUAAAGCGGCUCUGAAACACGGGUCCUUGCCUCGGAGCCAGGGACACCUGGAUUCACUCUGUGACCCCCAGCAACACUAAAGUGCUCCAUGCUCUUGGCAACCAGAAGACAUAGCCUGCAUUGGUAAUGGGAGUUUCUUCACCAAAGAAGAAUCCUUAUCACAGGGGUCCUUAAACCUCUUUUGUAAAUCUUGGAACCUUUUGGAAAUAGGACGAAUCCUAUCGAAACCCUUCUCAAAGUCAUGUUUAUAGAGAAAUAUGUUUAUCAAAAUCUAAAAAAGAAAAAUCCAGAGGCCCCAGAUCAACCCCUGCCCUAUUUUCCCUAUUCCUGUGAGAUCAUCCAUUUGGGGGAACUUCCAGCGUGGAAAUUCUCUCCCAUUGUUGAAGCUUAAUAAAUUAAUAAAUUUUCUGUAAUUUAUAGUUAUAAGAA